AAAAAAUUGAUCAACAAUACAAGGACGAAACACAAAUCAAGAUAGUCACAAUCUUACAAGACGUAGCAACAGUCAACUUUGAAAAAGGAAGUUUUAAAAUGACAAUGGGUAGGUAAACAAACGUUAUACAGUCCGUUUUUAAGUUACAUUUGAGGAUGAAAUGAAGAGGUUGGCCCGAGCCGCUAAUCCGAAAUGGAAAAUUAAAGGUGGUGAACUAUCUCGAUUCGCCGUCGCGGAAAUUCAAACAGAAAGAAAAAUGGCGACACGGGCGAAGGAUCCCACCGACGGCGUGGGAAGCGUUAACAGGACAUUUGAAACGUUUAGCGUGGACUCCAGCGUCGACGAGGACACUGGGACGGAGAACGAUGUCGACCGUCCGGUGGUGUUCAUCUGCGCCAAAUGCAAAUUGCCCGUCGGGGAUUCUAUGUCGUGGGACAGCAACCAAGACGGACAAACUCAAAUUCAGCUCAAGCGAGUCACGAACAACGUGCUGGUCGGCAAGGACACUCGUCAGCACGAAGUCAGCAAAGGUUCUUUUUGUUGCGGUUACGUGCUGGGCUCGGCGAGUCAGAAGUUGUCAGCAGAGGGCCCCAAGGAGCAGCCGGUGACUUUGGAGUACAGAGGCCAGGUUGAACGGGUGCUGACCGAGGUAAGAACAAAAGGGGGGGGGGGGCUGUAGAAAUGGACAUCUCCAGCUAUCUUUGUCGACUCCACCUGUGUCGAAAUUUCCAAUGACAUCAUCUUUGUUAAUGAGGACAUUACCUCAGCUGUGGGAAGCUCACAUAGGAGCUCAUCGCAACAAAAAAAGGGAACCCCCCCACUAAACUGUCAUCGCAUCUGUUGGUUUUUU
This is a messenger RNA of Hippocampus comes (tiger tail seahorse), 850 nucleotides long. RefSeq names its product protein Mis18-alpha-like. The transcript is spliced from 3 exons. The coding region runs from base 161 to 679 and encodes 172 amino acids. The record is from RefSeq and is a predicted model, not a curated record. NCBI's taxonomy places the organism in Eukaryota, Metazoa, Chordata, Actinopteri, Syngnathiformes, Syngnathidae.